AUGAAGAAACCACCCAAACCCUCUACCGAGCAAGUCGAGUCAAAGAAGGAAAUAGCCGAACAGUUGUUAUGCGCGCUCGCUGUCAACUUCUCGAGCUGGGUCGUCCUGGCGGUCCUUGGCAGCGAACACUGCACAGUUGAGUCGGAGGUCCUCUUUGUCAUCUACGGCGUCGCCGCGAUGAUCGCAUUCCCGGUCUCGUGCAUCGCCAUCCUGGAACAUUGGCCGAAGGGUCCGAGAAGCACAUCCGGCAUCAUGACAGCCGGCAUAUUGGGCUAUAGUAUCGCGAUGGCCCACUCGUUCGUCACCGGGCCCUGGCCGACCAUCUUUACCAGGCACUCCUACCACUUUUCUGGGGUUUACAUCGGUUUCCUAAUCGAGGCGGCCACGGGAUGGUGCGACGGCUUAGCAUCGAUCAUGGCAGAGAAGUUUAGCAAAUGA
This is a messenger RNA of Colletotrichum paranaense, 438 nucleotides long. RefSeq lists its product as uncharacterized. The coding region runs from base 1 to 438 and encodes 145 amino acids. The record is from RefSeq and is a predicted model, not a curated record. NCBI's taxonomy places the organism in Eukaryota, Fungi, Ascomycota, Sordariomycetes, Glomerellales, Glomerellaceae. The transcript has a single exon.